Molecule: messenger RNA, 1485 nt
Organism: Dendronephthya gigantea
Lineage: Eukaryota; Metazoa; Cnidaria; Anthozoa; Malacalcyonacea; Nephtheidae
Product: cytidine and dCMP deaminase domain-containing protein 1-like
Molecular function (GO): zinc ion binding; hydrolase activity
Source: RefSeq, a predicted model, not a curated record
AUGUCGUCAAGUCCAGAACGAAAACGCCCUAAAAGGUCGACUGAUAUAAGUGAUGAUAAAACUAGUGCUUUAUAUGCCAAAAGCUAUAAGCGAGUGACUAAGGACGAUCUUUAUAUGAUUAUUGCUCUUUGGAUGCAGGAUAUCGCUAAGCUUCCUGGUGUGAAUAAACGUUCGAAUACGCUCAGAUCUGAUGCAGAUAAGCCUCGCUACCACAAUGUCGGAGCAGUUCUUGUGUUACCAAACGAUGUGAUUUUCGCUGCCGAUUGCUCUCGUGAUGGUGCCCACGCCGUGGCCAGACUGUUGAUGCAGCACAGCGAUAAAGCAGAAGGUUGUAAGAUUUUCGUGUCUCGAAAGCCUUGUCCUUUGUGUGCGAAGCUUCUGGUACAGUCGAAAGUGAAACGAGUUUUGUAUCUGCCUUCCGAACCGGAAUACUAUCCUUUGGAUAAAGCAGAUAAAGUUAAAGCAGAAUUAGAUAAAGCUAAAGCAGGAGCAGAUAAAGCUAAAGCAGGAGCAGAUAAAGCUGAUGAUGAUGAACGGAAAGCAGCGCCGGUUAACAGAAUGAGCCAAGUUGAUAACAUGUUCACAGCAAGCGCCAUUGCACAGACAAUAUUUGUCUUUCAAGUCGAGAGUGGUGUUCUCACAGAUGCAUCGAGCAGAAAGAAUCCUGGGAGGGUGAACGAAGUAAAGGAGAUUAUCGAAGGUAAAAAGAAGGAAUUUGUCCGGAGAUACGGAUUUGAAGGGAACCCAGGGUGGAAGGAGGUGAUGAAAGAAGAACUGCCCUGGCCGGCGUUCAACAGCGAUAUAGAUAGUCAAGUUCAGAAGUACUUUAACAACGCCAUGGAGUGGAUGGCUCAGACAAUGGUUUUGUCGGGCAAAGGCUUGGACUACGACUUCAAACUAAGUGGACCAAGUGUACCGCGGAAAUCUAAGACCAUAUUCGAUCCAGUGGAUCCUGAUCAAGCCCGUCGUUUCAUUGUCAUUGCAAGGUUCUUAGCCGAGCGCACGGACGACCCGAAAACCGGUGUUGGUGCGGUGAUUGUGAGUCCCAAGAUGGACGUCCUCGCGUUUGGUUGGAAUGGCUUUCCGUUCAAAGCAUAUUACAGCGAGUUUGCCAGAGCCUCAGAUGACGAUGAUCCCACACUUGAUAAAAAGUAUCCUUACGUGAUCCACGCUGAGCAAAAUGCUAUUUUGAUGCGAAAUAGCAAAAGUGUUGAAGGUGCAAUUCUGUUUGUCACGAAGACUCCGUGUGAUGAAUGCGCCCCCCUGAUUGCCAUGGCCGGAAUCAAGACCGUUGUCGUUGAUGAAGGUGAACGUAAGAAAAAAAAUCACGAAAAGAAGGAGCUGAGCUAUACAAUGUUUCGCGAUAUGGUCAAAGAUAGCACCUUUGUUUGUUACGAAACUCGAAAGCAAAACAAUCCUGAAGAUGCCAAUAUCUCUAAAGCACGGAAGAGACUUUCUGUGAAAAUGGAGCAAUCAUUAGAUUAA